UUUACCGGAUGGAGGCCCAUUCAGCGGUCGCUGUCAAAUACAUGGGUCGGUUAGGAUGCCGCAUUCUGAAUCAGAGGACCUAACUGUUACAGCAGAAGAAACCGACGCAGCUAUCAAAAGUCCGAUAUUGAGAAACGUCGCAUUUUCGCACUCACGCUGUCCACCAGAAAUUCAUAAAUCGUGUUUUUGUGUGAGGUUUAUCGCCGAACAUACCAAGAUGUUGGAGGACUCGACAAAGGUCAAAGAGGAUUGGAAGUAUGUCGCGAUGGUGUUAGAUCGUCUUUUCUUGUGGAUAUUUACUUUGGCUGUGCUGGUGGGAACGGCGGGAAUAAUCCUGCAGGCGCCAACGCUUUACGACGAUCGCGUACCUAUCGACAAGAACGGAUCGGACUCGUCGCUCGUUCGUUACCCUCCACAGUAACUCGUUAUGCCUUAACGUAGAUCUAUUUUCAUAUCAUAACCAGAUCAACAAUAAUGAAAUUGUAUAUUAACGUUGAUAUCGUUAAAUCAGAUGUAAGAGUGGGCAUAGAUGACUAAUUUAAACUGAAAGAAUUUGAUUGAGUGAAAGUUUUUUUUACAGGGUAUAAUACAUUGCUCAGGAUAGUUAGAAAUGCUAUGUAAUAUUAAGGUUCUUAACUUAUCAUCAGUAUAGCCAUAUUGUUUUACAAUUGACUAAAGCAACGUCUAGCCACACCUUCAGAUAUAAUUAGCGUCAUAGCGUGUGUAAAUGCAAUACAUAUUUGUAAUACAUUUUCGGUCACUUUCAUCUUAGGCUCAAUGGAAUAUCAUCUAGAAGUAAAUCGAAAAAAGCUAGAUAGAUCUUGUUAUCUGCUUUUUACAAUAUACUUCCAGAUUGUGCCUUAAAAAUGUAGCUUGGUAAUUUUUGUAAUGAUAAAAAAUACUUUAGUGAAAUGAUGCUUGAGAAUGUGUCUGUGGGGUGACGUACAGUACACAUUAAACUACCCGACUAUUAUCAAUGAGCGUCGUUUGUUGUAUGCUUACCUGCAUGCUCCGUAAUUAUUUAAUUUAAUCAAUUAUUUUUUCACCCAUGAUCAUACUUUACACUGCUUUGGCUCUUUGCAAAUGGCGCGUUUAAGAUUGCGGUGUGUAAUUCAUCAGUGUGGUAAUUCAAUUGCCUUAGUAAAUUUUCAAAACCUGUGUCCACAGUUUCGGAACAUUGUCCGAAUUAAAAACGCUUUGAAUGCCAAAUUUAAAAGUGGACAUAAAGUAAAAAAGUUCCCUUUAUUUAAAUAAGAUUUUUUUUGUUUUGUUUUUGUAGUUUUUAUACUAGUAAAAUUAAGUUGAAAGCAAUACGUUUGUCGUUCACUUAUACGUGGUAAAACACUUAGUGAUUUUUAGGAAAUGAAAAUAUAGAGAACGUAUUUAAAUGAUAUUAAAUAGCACAAUUAAAUAAAUGUUUCUAAAUAAAAAAAAACGAAUAGAUAAAAUUAAAUAGAGAAAUGAAUAAAAACGUAGUAUAUAGGCAAUUAAAAUUAAUAUUAGAUAGACAUUUAUAGACUGCCCAACUGGACACAAAGGGAACAUACUGUUUACAGACUUACUGUUUUGUAGGUAAUGUUUAAACUCAAAUUGUAAAUUAAGAUAGUUUAAAAGUUGUUAUACGUUGUUGCUUAUUUUAUAAUCUUGCUUCGUAA
Messenger RNA from Photinus pyralis (common eastern firefly), 1655 nucleotides. RefSeq names its product acetylcholine receptor subunit alpha-like. Gene Ontology annotation, biological process: monoatomic ion transport. The record is from RefSeq and is a predicted model, not a curated record. Bases 56 to 421 code for a protein of 121 amino acids. Gene Ontology annotation, cellular component: membrane. The transcript has 2 exons. NCBI's taxonomy places the organism in Eukaryota, Metazoa, Arthropoda, Insecta, Coleoptera, Lampyridae.